ACCGGACUCUUGCGGAGAGUACGACUACAUAUGUACUGCUGCAGUACUGCUCGGUCUUCGUAGUCCUCGGUAUCAGCAACAAUACUUACCGGUCCUUCUCAUUUUCAUGGGAACGUUCGUGGCCGACUCGGGCUCGGAUUCGCGGCAUGCAUACUUGCGUCCACACUCGGCAUGCGACCGUCGGUGCGCCAGCUAUGUAAAGAGGUCGACAUUCUCUUCGGUUUCUCCAUCCCAAGUAGCCUCCCUCAGCUCGAAUCGCGUCUGUCAUGGCUUGUGCCGAAUGUACCAGCGGUAGCAUCCACUCCGGGACGCCGGUCGGGAAGGAGAUCACGCUCGGCGGCCUCCAGAGCUAUGUGACGGGCAACGAGAACUCGAAGCGAAUCAUCGUCUUCGGCACCGACGUCUUUGGAUGGCGUCUGCCCAACGCACGUAUUCUCGCGGACGAGUAUGCAGCGAAGGAUUUCUGGGUGGUGGUUCCGGACCUCUUCGGUGGUUAUGAACUGCCCCGAUGGACGCUGACCGCCACUGAGGACACCGACAAACCUACGCUCAAGCAGAGGCUCCUGCGGCCCCUCCUGCUCUUCCUCUUUAUUCCCUUCCUCUUCCGCAACACCAAAGCCUCUCAGACCAACAAGAUCAACGGUCUUCUCUCGCACCUCCGCGCGACGCACCCCGAAGCCAAGAUCGGGAUGACAGGCUUCUGUUGGGGUGGCCGCUUUGCGAUUACGAUGAACCACCUCUUCGACGCGACCGUCGCGGCGCAUCCAUCGCGCGUCAAGCUCCCUGACGAGCUGCAGGAGGUGACAAAGCCCAUCAGCUUUGCCGUCGCGGGGAUGGACAGGCAGUUUGACGCAAAGCGCGCGGAUGAGACGGAGGCGCUGCUGCGCAGCAGGGGCUUCAGCGACUUCGAGGUAGUCGUUUACAAGGGCGCGCAUCAUGGGUGGACUGUGCGCACGGAUAUGGCGAAUCCGGAGAAGAAGGCGCAGAGGGACCAGGCGAGGGACCAGGUGUUGAAUUGGUUCGAGAAGCAUCUGACGGUGGAAGCGACGUGAACUACUGUUCCGUAAGCAACUAUAGUGCUCAUUCAUGACCAGUCAUUCUCUCUUCUGGCUCGUGUUUCGUAUGUUAUCGAUUGUUGUACGUUUCAUCCUUAUUCUCCUGUCCUUCGAAUCGCUACUUUGAUACCAACGUUUGUACUGAUCG
Messenger RNA from Fomitopsis serialis, 1203 nucleotides. Its product is annotated as alpha/beta-hydrolase. The transcript has 3 exons. Bases 267 to 1052 code for a protein of 261 amino acids. Gene Ontology annotation, molecular function: hydrolase activity. NCBI's taxonomy places the organism in Eukaryota, Fungi, Basidiomycota, Agaricomycetes, Polyporales, Fomitopsidaceae. The record is from RefSeq and is a predicted model, not a curated record.